Glycine soja is the source of this 2301-nucleotide messenger RNA. RefSeq names its product O-fucosyltransferase 39-like. The record is from RefSeq and is a predicted model, not a curated record. The coding region runs from base 446 to 1996 and encodes 516 amino acids. Lineage: Eukaryota; Viridiplantae; Streptophyta; Magnoliopsida; Fabales; Fabaceae. The transcript is spliced from 10 exons.
UACUACUACAACGGUUUCAUCUACCACUCACUGCAUGAGCAUUCAACACCUGUGACCCUUUCUUUAUUCUUCGUGAUUCUCACCUUUGUUAACGUAAAAAUCCUAACUUUGUUUCCUUUAUCAAUUGGGGUCCCCUUGAAAAAGACGCCAUCCCUCAUCAUUAUUCAAUUCGGUGAACCAGGCCAGGUGUCCAUGUGAACUCCUUUACUCUCUCUCUCUCUCUAAUGCCCUUCAAGCCCAGACACAUAUCUGCACUUCACAACCCUCCAAACAACAUUUAACUAUAUAUAAAACCAUCAUUCUGAACACCAUGUUUACUCUCUUCUUCUCUCUUCUUCUACAUUAGUUCUUGUUAUUCAUUAUUCAUUCUCAGCUUCUUUUCUUCUGGGGGGCAAAAGGGGUCACUUUUCAGAUCCGAGAUUGAGCUCCUUUACCCAUCAUCAUCAUGGAGCUCCUCGGGUACCUGAAUCAGGGUCACCCUUCUAGAGGAACAACACUUGUUAUUACUCUUUCAUUGGUGCUUUCGACACUUGUGUCCUUCUCCACUUUCACACAUGCCUUCUCUUCUUCUGCGUUUCCGGAACUGAAUCCUAUAAAACCUAGGCACUCACGUCUUCUCAGGAGUGCCGUGCAACAUGAAACUCCUACAUCACAGCUUUCUGAAAUAUGGUCACCUCUGGAAAGCCAAGGAUGGAAACCUUAUGUUGAAUCAAAUAAGCCAACAGCAUUACCAGAGAAGUCCGAGGGAUAUAUCCAGGUCUUUCUUGAUGGAGGUUUGAACCAACAAAGGAUGGGGAUAUGUGAUGCAGUUGCUGUGGCAAAGAUACUGAAUGCUACUCUGGUGAUUCCAUACCUUGAAUUAAAUCCUGUAUGGCGAGAUUCAAGCUCCUUCAUGGAUAUAUUUGAUGUGGAUCAUUUCAUUGAUGUAUUGAAGGAUGAUAUUUCUAUAGUUAAAGAGCUGCCUAAAGAGUUCAGCUGGAGCACAAGAGAGUACUAUGGCUUGGCUAUUCGAGAAACCCGAAUCAAGGCUGCGCCUGUGCAUGCAUCAGCCCAUUGGUAUCUGGAGAAUGUUUUGCCUGUUCUACAGAGUUAUGGUAUUGCUGCAAUCUCUCCAUUUUCUCACAGACUGAGUUUUGACAACUUGCCUAUGGAUAUUCAACACCUACGCUGUAAAGUCAACUUCCAAGCUUUAACCUUUGUUCCUCAUAUCAGAGCACUUGGAGAUGCCCUUAUCAGCCGCCUUCGCUAUCCUGAAGGCUCAGCUGGAGAAAUGGGCUCCAACUACCUUCAAGAGGUCACUGGUGCAGGUGCUAGGAAAAAUGCAGGGAAAUUUGUUGUUCUACACCUCCGAUUUGAUAAGGAUAUGGCAGCCCAUUCGGCCUGCGAUUUUGGUGGAGGAAAAGCUGAAAAAUUGGCCCUUGCAAAGUAUAGACAGGUUAUUUGGCAAGGGAGGGUUCUUAAUUCCCAAUUCACUGAUGAAGAGUUGAGGAGUCAAGGCCGUUGCCCUAUGACACCGGAAGAGGUUGGAUUGUUGCUAGCAGCUAUGGGAUUUGACAAUAGCACUCGUUUAUAUCUUGCCUCUCACAAGGUCUAUGGUGGAGAGGCAAGGAUUUCAACUUUGAGGGAAUUAUUUCCUCUGAUGGAAGACAAGAAGAGCCUUGCUUCAUCUGAAGAGCGUUCUCAGAUAAAGGGAAAAGCUUCUCUAUUAGCUGCACUUGACUACUAUGUUGGCUUGCAUAGUGACAUCUUCAUCUCUGCUUCCCCAGGAAAUAUGCACAAUGCAUUGGUUGGACACCGGACAUACUUGAACUUAAAGACUAUAAGGCCAAAUAUGGCAUUGAUGGGUCAGCUUUUCCUGAAUAAAACCAUAGAGUGGUCAGAGUUUCAGGAUGCAGUGGUUGAAGGUCACCAAAAUAGACAAGGGGAACUAAGGCUGAGGAAGCCAAAACAAUCAAUAUAUACGUAUCCAGCUCCUGAUUGCAUGUGCCAAGCUUAGUAGUGACUAGUAGUAGUAUAUACUUAAAUUAUUAUUAUUGCUCACGGAUGUAGCCUGUGUAUUUUAUAGUUCGGUGUCUUAUUAUUUAACAUUAUAUCUAGUGAAAAUAAAAAAGCUAUUUCCACUCCUAUUCCUAAUGGAGUUUGUUAUGUUGUUCUUGAUAAGAGUGCUUGAGAGUUAGUUGUGUAUUGUGUGGGAGAUGUAUUUAUCAGAUGAUGGCAUUCUUAGCAGGAGCCAGCCAUAUUAUUAAUUUAUAAUUUUAUAAUUCAAUAACAUGAGCCAUAUUGUUGUUUAUCAUUAUUCAA